Messenger RNA from Gadus macrocephalus (Pacific cod), 2343 nucleotides. RefSeq names its product interferon regulatory factor 4a (gene irf4a). NCBI's taxonomy places the organism in Eukaryota, Metazoa, Chordata, Actinopteri, Gadiformes, Gadidae. Gene Ontology annotation, biological process: regulation of transcription by RNA polymerase II; immune system process. The record is from RefSeq and is a predicted model, not a curated record. Gene Ontology annotation, cellular component: nucleus. Gene Ontology annotation, molecular function: DNA-binding transcription factor activity, RNA polymerase II-specific; protein binding; RNA polymerase II cis-regulatory region sequence-specific DNA binding.
GGACUCUCUUAGCUCCUCCCCUAAUGGAGACAGUGCACGAGGGGUGGGUGGCAUCAUUAAAGAAAAGGACAUCACAGACACCAAUCAGAUGCGUUCGCCUGAUCUAGAAGAAGCUCAUCCUGGUUGCGAACUUGAUUGAGACCCAAGUUGAAAAUGCUUGAGGGUCUUUGAUUAUUUUCGAGGUCAAAUAACAUUUUCUGUUAAGCUGAUGUAAAACUUCUGAUACUUUAAUUUUACUUUGCCUAAUCUCGUGGUGUUUGAACAGAGAUGCAUUUCGAGGAGGACGUCAACCUGUCUGUCAGUUGCGGCAACGGGAAGCUUAGACAGUGGCUGAUCGAUCAGAUUGACAGCAAGAGCUACCUGGGCUUGGUUUGGGAGAAUGUGGAGAAAUCCAUUUUCAGGAUACCGUGGAAGCAUGCGGGCAAACAAGAUUACAACAGAGAUGAGGAUGCUGCGCUUUUCAAGGCCUGGGCACUUUUCAAGGGCAAAUACAAAGAAGGUGUGGACAAACCGGACCCCCCCACAUGGAAAACCCGUCUACGGUGUGCUCUGAACAAAAGCAACGACUUUGACGAGCUGGUGGACAGAAGCCAGCUGGACAUCUCCGAACCCUACAAAGUCUACAGAAUCAUUCCCGAGGGGGUCAAAAGAGGUGCCAAGUUGGGCAACAUGGAGGAGCCACAAGCGCGUAUGAAUCCCCAUGGCUACAUCCCGACCUACGUUCCUUCAACGAACCAGGUGUCGGGCUACGGGUCGUCCCAGGACAGCAGGGACUGGAGGGAGUACCCCCAGGCGGAGCAGCACCCACUGCAGCCCCCCAACACGCACCCCCACGGCCCCCUCACGGAGCUGCAGUACUACGCCACGGCGGCGGGCAGCCGGCCGUGGUCCGGGGCCCUGCAGGAGAACGGUGUGCAAUGCAGUGGUUCCUUCUACACCUUUUCUCCAGAGUCUCUGACCACAUUAUCCACAGUGGAGCCCAGCAGUGCCAUAUCUGACCUCGGCCUUCACAUCUCCCUGUACUACCGGGAGGCCCUGGUGAAGCAGGUGGUCACCACCAGCCCGGAGGGCUGUCGGAUCACCUCUUACCCCCCCACCCCCUCCUCCCGGACCUCCCCCUCCACCUCCUCCUCCGCCUGCUCCUCCACCUCCUCCUCCCCCUGCUCAGAGGAGCGCCCGCCCGGCGGCGGCGGCGGCGGGGGGCCCGAGGUGGUCCUCUUCCCCGUCCCCUUCCCCGAGUCCCAGCGGCAGGGGGCCGACAAGCUGCCCGACGUGCUGGAGAAGGGCGUGAUGCUGUGGAUGGGUCACGACGGCCUGUAUGCCAAGCGGCUGUGCCAGGGACGCGUGUACUGGGAGGGCCCGCUGGCCCCCAACAAGGACAAGCCCAACAAGCUGGAGAAGGAGUUCACGUGCAAGCUGCUGGACACACAGCAGUUCCUCACCGAGCUCCAAGACUAUGCGCACUACGGCUGCCGGGCUCCCAGACAUACUGUGGUGCUGUGCUUCGGUGAUGAGUACCCUGACCAGCAGAGACAGGAGAUGAUCACAGCACAGGUAACCCCCUGAAAACCUGAAAGCUCAAACUGCAUGGGGUCUCCUAGCGCCCCGGCCGCAUUCCAAAAAUAAUAACCAAAGCGGACGACUAUUGGCUCAUACAAAAACGUUGUGCGGAAUGGGCCAAAACUCAAAAAUCAAAAUGGUCGUAAUAAUGAUCGUAUAAUCUUUCUUUUUGGAUUGAUUUCAGUGUGACUGUUCAAACUUCAUACUUUAUUUGCCUAUGUGGCUCAACAUAUGCUCUGGUUGGCAGGUGGAGCCAUGUUCGCCAGAAGGCUGAUGGGCUACUACCAGCAGCAACACAGCAGCCAGUGGCGAGGCUACGACCACGGCCACGAGCAAGAGGCCGUUCUUCUCCUGUCCACUACCCAGCCAGAGAUCGCCCUGCAUCACAUUCAGGACUGAUCGCUCACCUCCUCCACCGGCCCCACCACCUCCAUCACCAGCACCACCUCCUUUCUCUGUUUCCCGAUCGUUUCCCCCCUCCAUCUCUUCCCGUUUUCGUCCCCCUUUUAUACGCUCAAAUGCCCACGUGCUCAGAAGAGACAGGGGGGGGACAGGACGCCAUCAAGUGGACAAGCAAAUGGAAGACACACCGAUGACGCUCAAGAAGACUAUGUGAGAAAAAAACAAUUACAGGAACUUGGAUGACCGACAGUCCGUCACAACGUGACUAAUCAGCCUUAUUUUCCAUCCCUACGCUAAAGGAAAUCAGACUCACUGAUCGUCUUUUUGUUCGUUUGCCACUGCAUGUAUUUGUUCCAUUUCUAAUAAAUGCUAUAGAAAUGG